Messenger RNA from Erpetoichthys calabaricus (reedfish), 5886 nucleotides. RefSeq names its product DNA excision repair protein ERCC-6-like. The transcript has a single exon. The record is from RefSeq and is a predicted model, not a curated record. NCBI's taxonomy places the organism in Eukaryota, Metazoa, Chordata, Cladistia, Polypteriformes, Polypteridae. Gene Ontology annotation, molecular function: ATP-dependent chromatin remodeler activity; DNA translocase activity; ATP binding. Bases 22 to 5886 code for a protein of 1954 amino acids.
AUUGGUGGUCAUCCUGAAGUAAUGCUGUGCGACGUUACUGCAAAGGAAGAAAUGAAGAACCAGCGAUCAGGCAAGCAUUAUUUAGAAAGUGGAUUUUGGAUUAAAGAAGACUUAUACACCAAACUGUAUGAAUAUCAAAAGGAAGGAGUAUCCUUUCUUUACUCUUUGUAUAAACAUGGAAAAGGUGGACUCUUGGCUGAUGAUAUGGGACUAGGGAAAACUGUCCAAAUCAUUGCCUUUCUCUCUGGAGUAAUCAACAUGAAGCCAAAAGAAAGUGUCCUGCUCGUGGUGCCUUGCAGUCUUAUGACCAACUGGGCAGACACCUUUAAGGCUUGGACACCCAACCUCCAGGUGAAGAUUUUUCAUGGUAGUGAAAAGAAUAAACAAUUAUGGAAUUUAGAAGAAGUUAAAAAACAGGGAGGAGUUUUGAUUACCAGUUAUGGAACAAUGGUUAGCAAAUUGAAUAAGCUUUCAUUCUGCAAUGGUGAGGACUUUAUUUGGGACAUUGUCAUCUUUGACGAGGCUCACACCAUUAAGACACCCAACACCGAAACCUGCCAAAGUGCUUGUUCCCUUCCUUCAAAGAUCCGCAUCCUUAUCACCGGCACCCCAGUCCAGAACAACCUAAGAGAGAUGUGGACCCUCUUCAACGUUGCUUGUCAAGGAGCUGUCCUUGGUACCUAUAAGACUUUUAAACAUUCAUAUGAAAAUCCUAUAAUGAGUGGAAGAGUGAAGAACGCAAGCCCUAGAAAGAGCACUCUGGCAUUAAAAUGUUCAGAAAGUUUGAUGUCAAUGAUAAGCCCUUAUUACAUGAGAAGAACAAAGGAAAUCCUGCCUUGUCUCUCAAAAAAAAACGACUUAGUUGUGUGGCUUCGCCCAACACAAUUGCAAAGCCACAAAUACAAAAGUAUAAUUGCAACUAAGGUGCAAAAGGAUCAGCUAACGUUUCCUGUGCUCUGCAAGCUGAAGAAGGUUUGUGAUCAUCCAAGGUUGCUGUUUCCCUUUGUAGUCAAUGAGUUGGAUGAAGAAGGUGCCGGUCUUGCCCAAGAAUCAAGCAAAUUGUUAUUCUUGGUUCCUUUGCUAAGAAAAUUGUGUGCAGAGGGAAACCGCACACUUGUGUUCAGCCAUUCAUCCAAAAUGUUGGACAUUAUACAACUCGUUUUAACUAACAAUAAGUUUUGUUAUCUGCGUAUGGAUGGAACAGUUACAAUAUCAAAACGCCAAAGACUUGUGGAAGCUUUCCAAACCCAAAGUGAUUACUCCAUCUUCCUUCUAACUACUCAGGUUGGUGGAGUUGGCUUAAAUCUAACAGCAGCCAAUAGGGUGGUUAUCUUUGAUCCCUCUUGGACUCCAGCAGAUGACGCCCAGGCUAUUGACAGAAUAUACAGAAUUGGGCAGGAAAAAGAUGUUAUAGUCUACAGACUCAUAACUUGUGGAACAGUGGAGGAAAAAAUCUACUGCCGCCAAGUCUUCAAGGACUCACUGAUGCGGCAGGCAACUGGGGAUGAAAAGAACCCGUUUAGACAUUUUACACGGGAAGAACUUGGGAACAUCUUUACAUUAGGAAACACCCGAUCAUCUUCAACACGAAUACAACUGCAGUCGAGGUCCACUCAGGUAACUUGUGACACUAAACUGGAUGAGCACAUUGAAUUCCUCCACUCCCUUGAUAUCGAUGGCAUUUCACACCAUAAUCUCUUGUUCACAAUAUCAGAGGAAGAUAUGUGCAGUAGUGAGGAUAAUGAGAGCAUUCUUGUAGAAGUGGAGAAUGCUCAAGAAGUUAUAGAAAGUGAAUCCAAUGAAACACAGCUUUGUGUUGACAGGAACAUCCUUGGAGAACAAAGGAGAAGAAAUCAAUGUAUAGCAAAAGUGUCUGCUCGGAAGAAGUCUUCUUGGUGUGACUAUAGUAAACUGCACAAAGAUAACGAUGUGUCACAAGAAGGCUCAGAAAGUAGCACAAACGAGGACGCUCUCUUGUGUAUGUCUGGUGACAGUAUAGUUUGUGAGAGCUUCUCAUCUAGUGAGACUUCACAUUGGGGUGAAAAUGAAGUGGCGUUUGAGGAAGUGGAUUCUUCAAUGUCUAGACUGACCAUUGAAAAUUCUCUCUUGGACUCUGAGGAUAUGCGUGAUUCUUUUGAACUCAGUGGUCUGGGUUCAAAGCAUAAAGCUUCUGUAGCCAUUACAGAAAUUUGUGAUGUUGAAGUUUCUUCAGAAAGUCAGUCUAGCAUGGAUUUUUCAAUAGAAUGUAAUUCAGGUGGUGCUUGUGGAAUAUCAGCUUCGCUGGUCAAUAUUCAAACUUACGGGGAUACGCCAAAUUCAUUAACCAGCAUGUCAGUUAAUAGUUCUGCUCAUGACUCUGCUAAUCAACAUGUGACUCCUAAGGCCUCACUCAUAAACCUGACUGGUGAUUCUGAACUCAUGGAUACUUCAGCGGUGGCAUCUACACCUUGGUCUGGCGCACCAUUAUUCACUUGUGUCAUAAACGAUGGUGGGGAUGUUACUGAAUGGAAUCUAUCCCAAAAAUGUUUAACCCAAGAUUACAGUGACAAUAAAAACAAGCAAUGUGUUUCUGGAGGUCUCUGCAGUAUAAAUGUGAAGCCAAAAGAAGACAAGGAAGAAUCUGAAACAGAUGAGGAAGAUGAACACACACAUGAGAAUAGUAAAAAUGGCUGCCUCAAUAUGACAAAAGUGCAAGAAACAAUGGAAAGUGAAUCUGAGCAAACAGAGAAGUGGGCCGAUCAGAACAUCUCUGGAAAGUUCAACACAAGAACUAGGAAUGGAAAACACAGAGAAGAGUCCACACUGAAGAAGUUAUCUGGCAUUACAUGCAACAAGUGUGAUAUGUCACAAGAAAGCAUACAAAGUAGCAAUGAAAAGAACUCUUCCAGUCAUUCCAGAAAGGAUGAUUUAUCUUCUUACAAUUCAUAUCUCAGUGGUUCAUCACAUUUUGAUAGAAGUGGAACCAAUUCUGAAAGUGUACCUUCUCCAAUAUCCAAAGUGAUGCCAAAAAGGUCUCAGAUGAACUGUGACAGUAAAGAAAAUCAAGUUGGUCAGAGUCCACAUGUGACAAAACUUUGUGAGUAUUCUCUGUCGUCAGAGAGUCAGUCUGACACAGACACUUCUACAGAGAGAUCCACACCUUUUACUCACGUGAUGUCUACUCCUGGACCAGAAAUACAAUUAAUCAGUUACCAACAGUGUGGUGACUCAACUUCAUCAUCUACCAGUCCAUCAGAUAAUCGUUCUGCUUAUAAAUGUGAUCAUCAGCACGUGACUCUUGUGUCCUCGUCUAUAAACCUAACUAAUCAGUCAGAUCUCAUGGAUCUGUCAGGAUUACCAAAACUGUGCCCAUACUCACAAACCUCAGAAGAUUUCUCUUGUUCUCCUGUUGUGCCAUCUACAUCUUGGCCUAUCAAAGAAAUCAGUAGCAGUAGAGACAUCCCAGAAAGACGUUUUCACCAAGAAAGUUCAUUGAGAAGUGAUAGUGUUAAUGAUUCUAAUAAUCAACAAAUGACUCCUACAGAUUGUGUGACAGAACUCAGCAGGCCUUUGGAGCUGAUGGAUCAUUCCCAAACUCCUCAUUAUAUGCUGGGGCUGGAUGGGCUAAAUAAUCGUUCUCAUGUCAUCACAUCAACACCUUUGCCUAAAGCCCCCGUAUUUAGCAUUAAAAUACGUGACAGUUUGGCCAUUGAUAAAACACCUUCACUCAAAACAUGUUCAGACGGAAAUCAUGAUGAUAAUAUAACACCUGGUGGUUUUUCUUUGAAUGGUCCUUUCUUUUGUAAAGAGAAGUCAGACAGAAAGAAGGUAACGUUUAUGCUGCCAUAUGAUGAUGAUGAUGAUGAAUGCAGCAGUGAUGACACAGAAAAUAAGAACCUGAAUGACAUUGAGAAAGCAGCAGGAAGUGCCUCCCAAGAAAUACCACAGUAUGUGAAGCAAAACUUUGUGGAGCAACAAAGGGGAAGAAAUCAGAAGUCAAGUCACAAAAGAGAGUCCCUGCUAAAGAAAUCACCUGACGUUAAAUGUCGGAAUCUACACAAAGUCCUUAAUGUGUCAAAAGCAACCCCAUUACAUAGGAGUCAUGAGGCGUCUCUCCUCCAUUCCAUUGGCAGCUCCUCUCCUAUUGGGAUGCCACAGUUCACAACCAGUGAGGUCUGCUCUAAGUGGGCACCUUCUUCAGCGUUCAAGAUGGCAACGAGAACAUCUCAAAUAGACAGUGGCUGUACCCGAAAGCAAAUUGGUGAGAAUCUAAAUGUGACAAAAAUUUGUGAUUACACCUUGUCUUCAGGAAGUCAGCCUGACAUGGAUUCUUUGUUGGAGAGUAAUAUGACUUUUACUAAUCAUUCUUCAGCUCCUGAACCCAUGAAAAAAGUAAUCAGGCCCCAUAUCUGUCUGGACGCACGUUCAUCAUUUCCCAACAACUCUGAAAAUCAUUCAUUUCAUGCAUCUGGUAAUAAGGAGGAGACUCCUAUGGAUUCCCUUAUAUGCCAGUGUGUGCCCAAGGAUCACUCAGUCUUACCAAAACUGUGCGAUUAUUCACACUCUCCUCAGGAUUUGUCAAGCCUGGAUAGUAACAAUGGUCUCUCUUAUUUGGUGACACCAAUAUCGUUACCUAAAAAAAGGCUACCACUUCAUGAAAUCAGUGACAACAGAGACAUUUCCCAAAGUCUUUUAAUAAGAAAUGUCAAUGAAAGUCCAACAGUUAGAAAUGUUCUUGGUGACUGCUUCAUUCUAAAUGAGAAGACAAAGGUAAAAAGUGCAAAACCCACGUUAUGCAAGUAUCCCUUGACCACUGCUUCACAGUCAACUCUGAUGGACUCUCCACAUUGUAAUACAAAAUCCAUCAAAGAGCAAAAAUUGUGGAAUGAAACAAAUUGUGAUAAGGAGCCUCCCUUCGAUGAUAUUCAACGUGACUCAGUCAGAGUCCUUAAAAAUGCAACAUUACCUUUAGAGGACUCAAUGUCAACCAGUUUAGAGGAUUACGGUGACCCAUCUGAAGCACAGGUAGACAGUGCAAUCCACAGCAUACUGGAGUGCCUGAAAGAAAUAAUAGGACUUGAGGUGAGCAGUUCAUCAGGUCAAAGAGCAGAAAACAUUUUGGACUCUCAAGUUGAGCAAAACUAUAAAGAUGAAGGCACAGAUGAUGAAGAUUCCUUGAUUUUAGCUUUACUCCAACCCCAGCAGGAAAAUUCACAUGGUGAAAGCUACUUUUACAGCACUGGGAAAAACAAAGAGCAUCCGUGUGGAACUUCCAUGUGUUCUUGGACGAGCAGAGAUUUCAUAAGAGACAGAGCAGGAAACCGAGCUGAUGUCACAUUGAACGUGCCAUUUGGGGAUGAGAACCCAGUAAGUGGAAGUCCAAAGAGUGAAAGAGAAACCUCACUGCCAUCUACAGAGAAUGAAAUACAAAAAGCAACUGAACCUGAGUUUGGAAGCUUGUUAGUGAGUGGAUCCCAAUCAUUUCAGGUGGACCCUCCUCACUGUUCACUUGGUUUUCCAAUCAAUGAGAGAUUUGUCCAAGAGCAAACUCUAGAAGAUAAAAGAGGAGCAAGCCGUGAUGUGUGGGAUCGGACACCUUUGACUGAGGGUUUUGAGAACACUUUAGCCAUCAGUCCAUUGACUCUUCACUUUCUAUCGACGCUGGACUUAGAAACCACAGCCAGUCUUAACCAGACGUCCAUGAGCUCUGCUAAUUUACUUGGUGGCAGGAGGUCAGAUUUAAAUAUGGACAUUCCAGAGACCACCACCCCUGUCCUGGACGACUUUCGCCUUUUUUUAGAAGAAUCACUGGCAGACUUAGAAUUUAGUUCAGGGCAGGACAAUCCAAAUUGUUUUGACCCAUUUGACUUAAUGAGGAGUACCCCAGAAAGUAAUGAGGGCAACUGA